AUGAAAUUGACCUCAUUCCUGAUGUUCAGGUGGGCAGCAGCUCAGCAGCUCCAAGCAGCUCCAAGCAGGUCAGGGAAAAAGAAAGAAAACAGCCCGACACAUGCCACACGCGAUACUACAUUAGAGAAAAUCUACCUGUCAAUCUCCACAAGAACCUCUUCUGUCGAACGAAUCUCUAUCUGUUCCUCGAUCUCUAUCGUGGUGUGUCUCCGGGCUGUCUCCAACUCCUCCAACAGCCCUGGAAACCCCCCCGAAACUGCCCAGGCCUCGCUUCUCCGCCUUACCCGCCGUCACUCGCUCCCUGCGUCUACCACAUUCAGCACCUUCCUCAGUCUGUGGAGCGCCGAAAAUGCGAACCGGGAAAACCGAGAGCGCUCAAAUUCCUCUACAGCGAACGACGUCCAUCCAGGAAUUGCCAAUAACACCACAACGGGAAUGGGGCGUUGGGAGGCAAUAGACACAGCUGUUUCUAGAAAUGCCUCCCCUUUGCACGAGAAUGACGAUAUCGAAGACAUUGCGCUCCCAUCUAUUGACUCUUUCUCAUUCGAUGGGAUCUUAAAAGCUAUCGACCCCGCUGUCACGACUGCACUCGAUUCUGUGGGCAAGCUAUGCGAGGAGUAUCAGACGAGCUUACGAACUGAAGUUGAUGCGCUCACAGACGCGCAGGCUGAGAUUGACGCGAUGAUAAAGGAGGCGGACAAGCUGACUAGCCAGGCUUUCAAAACGACCAAGAUGCGGACCGAGAGAUUAGACGCGGAGGCUGUGGGGUUGAAAGGAGGCUCUACAGCAGAUGCGCUUGCCGCGGCCGCAGAGGCCACUCACACAUCCCUCACAUCUAUCAUUACGACGCUGCUUGCAAUCGAUGAGAUGCUCCCUGUGCAGGAACGCUUAUCACCACUCUCGUCUGCGCACAAGAAGCACUACCCACGGUUACACACACUCCUCGCCGACAAAGCCCACGAGAUUGAAGUCCGCUUUCGGAAUGUCCGCUCCCCUGAGAUGCGCCCCGUCUCGCGGCCGUUGUCCGUUCAAACAUUAAUGUCCCGCCUGGAUCUCGACCUUGGCGAAUCCUCAUCCUCCCGGACUACCAUGCACCCAUCGUCAUCAUGGUCUCCCCGGCGGCGCCUAUCAACGUCUUCAACGCUGCUACUCAGCUCCCCAACUGUCUCUAGGGCGAGCACGUCAUAUACUCAUAAUCGCGGUAUCUCAAGCCCGCAUCUACAACUUCGCACUAUCCUCCCAAGUCCAAGCAACGAGCAAAUCAGCGCGAGCGGCAGCUAUUUUCCCAUUGCGCCCAAAACGGCGACGGGGGUGAGCUUGACCAGUCCCAUGUACACCGCACAGCAGCAUCUCGAAGGCAGCAUCUCACCCCGCCCUAUGUCGCCGUUGAUGUCCCCGCGGCGGCCAAGUGGUAUGUGGUCAAGACGGGCAUCGUCGGGAACUUUGGCUGCGUUCAUGGCCCGCGAGACAGACAACUCGGCCCUUUAUCCUUCUCCAUCCAGCGGAAGCGAUAAAGACGGUGGGGGUACAAGCCCAGUAGGCUCCAAUCCGACAAACUCAAAGCCGCCGAGUACGUGGCGCCAUAGCGCAGGGAGUUGGGCUGGAUUCUUCGGCGGGAGGAGCAGCAAAGGAAGUAGUGAGGUGUCGAAAGGCGUGAGCGCGGAGGAGCGAUUGAAGAUGCUCCUUCAGGCAGCCAGCGAUGGGAACUCAAGCUCUUCUUCGAAAAAAAAAGGGAAGGGUAAAGGGGUACAGAGAUGA
Molecule: messenger RNA, 1758 nt
Organism: Morchella importuna
Lineage: Eukaryota; Fungi; Ascomycota; Pezizomycetes; Pezizales; Morchellaceae
Exons: 8
Coding region: 1-1758 (585 amino acids)
Source: RefSeq, a predicted model, not a curated record